AUGUCAGAUGUUGGUGCUGAAGAAAUGCAGCCUGAUCAAGAAUUGGUUGAACUUUUGGAAAUGGACAAACAAAAACUAACAAAGAAACAAUUACAGAAAGUACAUGACAAAGAAGUAGAAAUGGCUCGAAUGAAAUUUCAACUGGAAAUGGAGAAGUUAAGAAUGGAAAGAGAAAGAGAGAAGGAAGAAAUGAAUUUUAGGAUAAAAGAACUUGAAUUAGACAAUGCUAAACAAAUUAAAACUUUGGAAGUGGAAUUACAGAAAUCAAAAGAUACACAGGAGUUAAAAUGUUCGAGUUUGUCCAUGAAAGUGAAAAUGCAACAGUUUGAUGUGGAAAAGGAAGAUAUUUUAACAUAUCUAUCCGAGUUUGAGGCUGUGGCCCAACAAGCCGGGUGGGAUGAUAAGGUUAAAGUGCUGCAGCUAAGAACCUUAUUACCCGGUGUUGCACGAGAAGUAGCACGCGAAUCAAGCCAGGACUUUAAGGGUCUGAAGAGGGCGUUGGUUACCAGGUUUGGACGGCGACCGGCGGACUACUUUGUUUUGCUUGAUCAAAUCAAGCGGAAGAGGAAAGAGACAUACAGGGGAUUGAACUCUCGUAUACGGAUGUACGUGGAGAGGUUUCUCGAUGAUAAAGAUCCAACUGACCAGCUGUGUGAAGCUUUCUUUCUAAAAGCGUUACCUCCAGCACAAGCACAGUGGAUUGUGAGAAACAAAGGUUCAGGCAGUGUAGUGGAAGCGGCGGAAGAUUACGUAGAAUCAGACACUACAAUCAGAGAAAACCGAGAUCAGCAUGAUGGAAGGAAUCAUUCAAGACAAAUAAAACCAGAUAUCAAGUGUUUUAUAUGUCACAAACAGGGUCAUCUGGCACGCCACUGUAGAAAACGAUACGGUGACAGCCGAAAUCAAGCGACUUUCUUUAUCCAAAAUCACCAGACAAAUAAGCUAAUCUACCUUCCUGGAAAGGUGAAUGGAAAAAACAUUUCAUUUGUUAAGGACACAGGAUGUGAACUAACUUUAAUAAAGGCAAAGUUUGUUCCCCCAAGCUGCAUUCUAGAGGGACAGAGCACAGUGCUGUAUACAGCAGUAGGGCAACCAUUCAAUGCCAAACUUGCUGUUGUGGAGAUAGACACUCCAUUUUACUCUGGACAUGUACAGGUUGGUGUUGUGCCGGGUUUGGUUGAAGAUGCUUUACUUGGAAUCGAUAUCAUUGACAGAAAAGCCAAAGUUAAUGCAGUGACAAGAGCCCAAGCUCAAGCAGAAGAAAUACUUGAAUUCCCUCAGGUACAAAAACAAAUGGCUGAAACAUCAGAAAUAAAUGAGAAUAUCCUGCCAAAUGCUGAGACAUUAGCGACCCAACAACGGGAAGAUGAAACACUGAACAAGAUUCGAGAAACUGCUCUGAAGACAGAAGAAGAAGCAAGAUCUGAAUCCAGUGCUUUCUUCUGGGAAGACUCAAUUCUUUAUCGUCACUGGAGAACCAAAGAUAAUUCCAAAGAAGGAAAGCAAUUAGUUGUUCCACAGUCUAUGAGAAAGAAGAUAUUAGAACUGGCUCAUGACAGACCACUAGCUGGACAUCUUAGUGUUGAAAAAACCAAACAGAGAAUCAUGGCAAGGUUCUAUUGGCCUGGAGUACUCAAAGAGGUUGCUGGACACUGUAAAACGUGCGACGUCUGCCAGAAGUUUGCCAAAAAGAAACCAGGCGAAAUCGCACCAAUGCGGACAGUACCAAAAGUCACUGAACCUUUCAGAAAAAUAUCCAUGGAUAUUGUCGGUCCACUGGCCAGAACAAAGAAAGGUAACAAGUUUAUUUUAACCAUUGUAGAUGAAGCCACACGUUAUCCAGAGGCCUUUGCUCUGAAGUCAAUUGAAGCAGAGGUGAUUGCUGAUAAACUGAUUGAAAUGUUUAGCAGGACAGGUGUACCUGAGGUAAUCUUGACGGACCAAGGCUCGAACUUCACAAGUACAUUGAUGAAGCAGUUAUAUGAGAUUCUUGGAGUCAAGGGUGUGACAACAUCGCCGUAUAAUCCCAAGGCGAAUGGUGUUGUUGAACGUUUUAAUGGAACUUUAAAAGCAAUGCUGAAAAAGUUAUCCAUGAGUGGUAGUGAUGACUGGGAUGUUCUGUUGCCAUAUACAUUAUUUGCGUACAGAGAGGUACCACAUCAGGAGACCGGGUUUGCACCAUUUGAGCUUUUGUAUGGAUGGCCUGUUCGUGGACCUCUGGAUCUUGUAUAUGAAGCCAUGACGGGACAGUCUGAAAAUGGUCAGACAUUGUUGGAUCACAUUACUAAGGUCAGGGAACGCCUGGCACUAGUUACCAGUGUGGUUGAGAAAAACUUGACAAGACGACAUGAGUAUACCAAGGCAUGGUAUGACAGAAAAAAACAGGCCAAGGAACGGAAGUUUUGGCCUGGUGACCAGGUACUGGUUUUGUUGCCGUCCAGUUCAAAGAAGAUGCUUGCACAAUGGCAGGGUCCGUUCAGAGUGGUAAAGCAAGUGUCUGAUGUCAAUUAUUCAGUUCAAGUUGGCGGUCGUUGA
This is a messenger RNA of Gigantopelta aegis, 2535 nucleotides long. RefSeq lists its product as uncharacterized. The coding region runs from base 1 to 2535 and encodes 844 amino acids. Gene Ontology annotation, biological process: DNA integration. Lineage: Eukaryota; Metazoa; Mollusca; Gastropoda; Neomphalida; Peltospiridae. The transcript has a single exon. Gene Ontology annotation, molecular function: nucleic acid binding; zinc ion binding. The record is from RefSeq and is a predicted model, not a curated record.